Molecule: messenger RNA, 714 nt
Organism: Aspergillus affinis
Lineage: Eukaryota; Fungi; Ascomycota; Eurotiomycetes; Eurotiales; Aspergillaceae
Exons: 3
Coding region: 1-714 (237 amino acids)
Source: RefSeq, a predicted model, not a curated record
AUGCAAGCCUUGCUGGAAGAAAAUAUGGGAGCAUCCUGCUACCUAGUCACCGGUGGUACUUGGGCUGGAAAAUCGUCUUUCAUCAAGUGUGUAACCAGCGAGGAGGUCUAUGUUGGAUCUACCCUCGAUUCAGGAACAAAGUCAUUCGCUCUUGUUCCGGCCAUCAUUAAACAAAAACGCUGCAUGUUCCUUGACAUGCCUGGAUUCAACACGGAUGACCUGAAUGACUGGGACACCUUCUUCAGACUCAUGACCGCUAUGGCCGUGAUAAAAAGGUAUGUCGUGUUUCGUGGCGUGCUAUACGUGGACCCUAUGGACGACCCGCGCUCUUCACCUGCUACAAGAAAGAUUCUCACCUGGCUCUCUCGCUUCUGUGGGACUGAUUACAUGCGCAAUGUUACCAUUGUCACCACGAAGUGGGAUCUUCUGAACGCAGAUGGGAUUGAGCAGAGGCUUGAGCUUGUGAAAUAUUGGAAAGCCCAUCCGUUAUACAAUGAUUUUGUCAACAACGGAUCCGUUGUGUACCACCAUGGGCUUGUGCAGGAGAACAAAAAGAACACAACAUUGAGCGAGAAAACACAAGACGCGGAUAGAAGGUUGCGAGCGGAAAACAUGAUUGCAGAGCAAUACCGCGGCCCCACAACCCUUAAACUUCAGGUUGAUCUUGAGAUUGAGAAUGGGGCAUCUAUCCACAGCACGGAAGCCGGAAGAUAG